This is a messenger RNA of Effrenium voratum, 2388 nucleotides long. The record is from the annotation of a GenBank genome assembly. NCBI's taxonomy places the organism in Eukaryota, Dinophyceae, Suessiales, Symbiodiniaceae.
CAGGGCAAAGAGUUGCAGCUGAAGGAGCUGGACGUUUUGCGCGCAGACGUUGCGGAGAAGGAUGCCUUGGUCGUCAGCUUGACGCAGGGCAAUGAGUUGCAGCUGAAGCAGCUGGACGUUUUGCGCGCAGACGUUGCGGAGAAGGAUGCCUUGGUCGUCAGCUUGACGCAGGGCAAUGAGUUGCAGCUGAAGCAGCUGGACGUUUUGCGCGCAGACGUUGCGGAGAAGGAUGCCUUGGUCGUCAGCUUGACGCAGGGCAAAGAGUUGCAGCUGAAGGAGCUGGACGUUUUGCUUGCAGACGUUGCUCAGAAGGAUGCCUUGGUCGUCAGCUUGACGCAGGGCAAUGAGUUGCAGCUGAAGCAGCUGGACGUUUUGCGCGCAGAUGUUGCGGAGAAGGAUGCCUUGGUCGUCAGCUUGACGCAGGGCAAUGAGUUGCAGCUGAAGCAGCUGGACGUUUUGCGCGCAGAUGUUGCGGAGAAGGAUGCCUUGGUCGUCAGCUUGACGCAGGGCAAUGAGUUGCAGCUGAAGGAGCUGGACGUUUUGCGCGCAGACGUUGCGGAGAAGGAUGCCUUGGUCGUUGGCUUCACGCAGGGCAAUGAGUUGCAGCUGAAGGAGCUGGACGUUUUGCGCGCAGACGUUGCGGAGAAAGAUGCCUUGGUCGUCAGUUUGACGCAGGGCAAGGAGUUGCAGCUGAAGGAGCUGGACGUUCUGCGCGCAGACGCUGCGAAGAAGGAUGCCUUGGUCGUCAGCUUGACGCAGGAGCUGGACGUUUUGCGUGCAGACGUUGCGGAGAAGGAUGCCUUGGUCGUUGGCUUCACGCAGGGCAAAGAGUUGCAGCUGAAGGAGCUGGACGUUUUGCGCGCAGACGUUGCGGAGAAGGAUGCCUUGGUCGUCAGCUUGACGCAGGGCAAUGAGUUGCAGCUGAAGGAGCUGGACGUUUUGCGUGCAGACGUUGCGGAGAAGGAUGCCUUGGUCGUUGGCUUCACGCAGGGCAAAGAGUUGCAGCUGAAGGAGCUGGACGUUUUGCGCGCAGACGUUGCGGAGAAGGAUGCCUUGGUCGCCAGUUUGACGCAGGGCAAUGAGUUGCAGUUGAAGGAGCUGGACGUUUUGCGCGCAAACGUUGGGGAGAGAGAUGCUGUGGUGCUUCGCCUGACGCAGGAGCAUGUCAUGGUGGCGCAAUCAUACUGCAUGAUGGACUGUGCGCUGUGGGAUGGUGUCGACCUGUCAUUGGGCUAUGUUUGGAAAUCGCAGUUGGACUUGGAGCGUGACUCCGUCCAGGUGGGGGCGAACCAGCUGCGCGCACGGCAAGCUUCGCUGCUUAAGGCGAGGGCCGCAGGAUUGGAAGAGCUGGGCAGUUUGCGCGCAGAGGUCGCGGAGAAGGAUGCCGUGAUGCUUCGCCUGACGCAGGAGCGUGAGGACUUCCAGGCAGAAGCAAGCCAGCUGCGCGCACAGAAAGCUUCGCUGUUCGAGGGGAAAGCCGCGGAAUUGGAAGAGCUGGAGGCUUUACGCGCAGAUGCUGCUCAGAAGGAAGCCUUGGUGGAUCGCCUGAAGAAGGAGCGUGAGGACUUCCAGGCAGAAGCAAGCCAGCUGCGCGCACGGGAAGCUUCGCUGUUCGAGGGGAAAGCCGCGGAAUUGGAAGAGCUGGAGGCUUUACGCGCAGAUGCUGCUCAGAAGGAAGCCUUGGUGGAUCGCCUGAAGAAGGAGCGUGAGGACUUCCAGGCAGAAGCAAGCCAGCUGCGCGCACGGGAAGCUUCGCUGUUCGAGGGGACAGCCGCCGAAUUGGAAGAGCUGGAGGCUUUACGCGCAGAUGCUGCGGAGAAGGAAGCCUUGGUGGCUCGCCUGAAGAAGGCAGCCUUGGCUCCGGGCAAUGAGUUUCAGCUGAAGGAGCUUGACCUUUUGCGCACAGACGUUGCAGAGAAGGAUGCCUUGGUGGUUCGCCUGACGCAGGAGUGCGAGGCCUUGCUGGGUCGCCUGGCGCAGGGCAACGAGUUUCAGCUGAAGGAGCUCGAAAUUUUGCGCGCAGAGAUUGCGGAGAAGGAUGCCUUGGUAGUUCGCCUGACGCAGGAGAGCGAGGCCAGCCGGGAGGCUUUCCGCACGAACAGCUGGGAAGAGCUGGAAGCUUUGCGGGGCGAGAAGGAUGGCUUGAUGAUGCGUGUGACACAGGCCGACUUUCAGCUUCAGCAGCUCGACGUUCUUCGCGCAGAGCUGGCUGAGAGGGACGCCUUGGUGGCUCGCUUGACGCAGGACUGCCAGACGGAGGCGAAGGCACUCCAGCCCGCGGACGCGCAACCCUCGCAGGAGGAAGGCGCGGACGAGAUGGAGGCCUUGCACAUAGAGGUGGCAGAGAAAGAUGCCCUGCUCGCCCGAGCAACGCAGGCAGGGCCUUGA